This is a messenger RNA of Tyto alba (common barn owl), 1610 nucleotides long. It is a transcript of the gene CAMK1, whose product is annotated as calcium/calmodulin dependent protein kinase I. Bases 133 to 1230 code for a protein of 365 amino acids. Gene Ontology annotation, molecular function: ATP binding; calmodulin binding; calcium/calmodulin-dependent protein kinase activity. The record is from RefSeq and is a predicted model, not a curated record. Lineage: Eukaryota; Metazoa; Chordata; Aves; Strigiformes; Tytonidae. Gene Ontology annotation, biological process: peptidyl-serine phosphorylation. Gene Ontology annotation, cellular component: intracellular anatomical structure. The transcript is spliced from 12 exons.
CCCCGCCCCUGCCCGUGACGUCAGGGCUGUCCGUGGGCGCCGCGCCGGGAGGAGCCGCCGCCGCUCCGCGCGGGGCCGGGGCCGGGGCCGCCGCAGCGCCGUCGGUGCGAGUGGGUGGCCCCGCAGGCCACCAUGCCGCUGGGGCAGGAUGGGCCCAGCUGGAAGAAGAGGACCGAGGACAUUCGGCGCAUCUACGACUUCCGAGAGGUCCUGGGCACCGGGGCCUUCUCCGAGGUGGUCCUGGCGGAGGAGAAGGCGACGCGGAAGCUGGUGGCCAUCAAGUGCAUCGCCAAGAAGGCGCUGGAGGGGAAGGAGACCAGCAUCGAGAACGAGAUCGCCGUCCUCCACAAGAUCAAGCACCCCAACAUCGUGGCCUUGGAUGACAUCUACGAGAGCAGCACCCACCUCUACCUCAUCAUGCAGCUGGUCUCGGGGGGGGAGCUCUUCGACCGCAUCGUGGAGAAGGGCUUCUACACCGAGCGGGACGCCAGCACCCUGAUCCGGCAGAUCCUCGACGCCGUCAAGUACCUACACGACAUGGGCAUCGUCCACCGCGACCUGAAGCCCGAGAACCUGCUCUAUUACAGCCUGGAGGAGGACUCCAAGAUCAUGAUCAGUGACUUCGGGUUGUCGAAGAUCGAGGGCUGCGGCAGCGUCAUGUCCACGGCCUGUGGCACCCCCGGCUACGUGGCCCCUGAAGUGCUGGCGCAGAAGCCCUACAGCAAGGCGGUGGAUUGUUGGUCCAUCGGGGUCAUCUCCUACAUCCUGCUCUGCGGUUACCCCCCUUUCUACGACGAGAACGACGCCAAACUCUUCGAGCAGAUCCUGCGGGCUGAGUACGAGUUCGACUCGCCCUACUGGGAUGACAUCUCGGACUCGGCCAAGGACUUCAUCCAGCACCUGAUGGAGAAGGACCCCAGCAAGCGCUUCACCUGCGAGCAAGCCCUGCAGCAUCCCUGGAUUGCCGGGGACACGGCCCUGAACAAGAACAUCCACCAGUCGGUGAGCGAACAGAUCAAGAAGAACUUCGCAAAGAGCAAGUGGAAGCAAGCCUUCAACGCCACGGCGGUGGUGAGGCACAUGAGGAAGCUGCAGCUGGGAACCAGCCAGGAGGGCCCUGGGCAGACGACUCUUACCAGCCCCAGUGAGCAGCUGGCGGGGGGCACCAGUAACGGGUCGGACUGGGGGUGCCCACCCGUGAGCAGAGCUCAUCGCCUCCCUCCAGACUGAGCACAGCCCCCCCAUGGCUGCAUCCCUGGGGGGGCGGGUCAGGGAGGGAGCUGGGGGGGGUCCAGCCCUCCCCCAGGCACAGUGUGGAGUGGGGGACCCUGCAGGGCUGGAGUAGGGCGAGGGAUGGUGUGGGGGCAUCCUGCCCUGCUUGCCCCGGGGUAUGUGGGGCUGCCCCCCACCGCAGGCUCGCAGCAGAGCUGGGGCAGCCCCCAGGAGCCCCCCCCGCCAAGCUCGGGGCUGUGUCCCGGGCCCACAUCCCCCCCGCUCCACCCCACGCCUGCCCUGGCACUGCCCCACACCCCACCCUCAGCCUGUUCAAGGAGAAUUUUCCAAAUGGAUGUUUCUAUUUUAUUGCUUGUAAUAAAGGCAAGAGGCCAACA